CUCAAGUCUCGUUAAGAGCUCUCCUCUAUUAUCGCGUGACCUUCUCUGAGGCCCACCGCUAUUUAUAACCGUAAACAUACAUCCAUGAUGAGUUAUUCAGAAAAGCCUGAGGAUAUUACAAAGGAGGAAUGGAUGGAUAAACUGAAUAAUGUGCACAUUCAGAGGGCAGAUAUGAACAGGCUUAUCAUGAACUAUCUAGUAACAGAGGGAUUUAAAGAGGCUGCAGAGAAGUUUCGUAUGGAAUCUGGAAUUGAGCCGAAUGUGGAUCUGGACUCUCUGGAUGAGAGGAUAAAGAUCAGGGAAAUGGUUCUGAAAGGUCAGAUCCAGGAAGCCAUUGCUCUCAUUAACAGCCUCCACCCAGAGCUCCUCGACACCAAACGAUACCUAUACUUUCACCUUCAGCAGCAGCAUCUGAUUGAACUCAUUCGUCUGCGGGAGACUGAGGCAGCGCUGGAGUUUGCGCAGUCACAGCUGGCUGAACAGGGAGAGGAGAGCAGAGAAUGUCUUACUGAGAUGGAGCGAACCCUGGCACUGCUCGCCUUCGACAACCCUGAAGAAUCGCCGUUUGGAGACCUGCUCAAUAUGAUGCAGAGGCAGAAGGUGUGGAGCGAGGUGAACCAGGCUGUUCUAGACUAUGAGAACAGGGAAUCUACUCCAAAAUUAGCAAAGCUGCUGAAGCUUUUACUGUGGGCUCAAAACGAACUGGACCAGAAAAAAGUGAAAUACUCCAGAAUGACAGACCUCAGCAAGGGCACGAUUGAGGACCCCAAGUAGAGACUGUAAUCCAUAUGGACACAUUUGAAUAUGUUUGUCUUAUUUAUGAACAGUCAGUGACUGGAUAGCAAAUAUAAAUCUAUAUAUGUUUUUUCUUGAUGCCUCUAUAAAAAGUAACUUAAUCAACAGUAUAUGAUUUAUUUCAAAACUAUACUGAUUGAAACC
Sinocyclocheilus grahami is the source of this 939-nucleotide messenger RNA. RefSeq names its product glucose-induced degradation protein 8 homolog. The transcript is spliced from 5 exons. Gene Ontology annotation, molecular function: protein binding. Lineage: Eukaryota; Metazoa; Chordata; Actinopteri; Cypriniformes; Cyprinidae. The record is from RefSeq and is a predicted model, not a curated record. The coding region runs from base 85 to 774 and encodes 229 amino acids.